Molecule: messenger RNA, 503 nt
Organism: Manduca sexta (tobacco hornworm)
Lineage: Eukaryota; Metazoa; Arthropoda; Insecta; Lepidoptera; Sphingidae
Exons: 3
Coding region: 49-399 (116 amino acids)
Source: RefSeq, a predicted model, not a curated record
CACCGUGGUAUAAAACGCAUCACAAUGUAGAUCACCACGUGAUUUAAUAUGAAGACUGCAGCGAUUUUGGUGGUGGUGGUGUGUGCUGUGGCUUCUGGUCGCCUUAUAAAGCGGGACUAUGAAAACAGCGACUAUGUGAACGGUGGAAGCGGACACGGACGCGACAGCGACGAGCAGGACGCCAGCGUGAGCCGGGAAAACAUCGGCGAGUGCGGCGGUGUGGUCGGAAAAGGGUACGACGUCAGUCCUGAAGUAGCAUACAAUCGGGACGGCCGAGCGCCCGUUGAAGAGCACCACGGCGCCGGAGGCGGGCAAGCGUUUUCCAAAGCGUCCGCCACCGCUUCCGCUUCCUCCAGCUCUUACAACAUGAACCACAAGACAAACCUCAUCCCUGUGUAAUCAAAAUUAUCACAGUUAUGCUUUUUCAUAAAAAAUAUAUUAUAUGAAUAUUCAUUUUCAUUUUGGCUGAUUUUAUCCAUCCUACUAUUGAAUAUAGCGGCGUA